Akanthomyces muscarius is the source of this 2277-nucleotide messenger RNA. RefSeq lists its product as uncharacterized. The record is from RefSeq and is a predicted model, not a curated record. Gene Ontology annotation, cellular component: nucleus. Lineage: Eukaryota; Fungi; Ascomycota; Sordariomycetes; Hypocreales; Cordycipitaceae. Gene Ontology annotation, biological process: DNA-templated transcription; regulation of DNA-templated transcription. The transcript has 2 exons. The coding region runs from base 1 to 2277 and encodes 758 amino acids. Gene Ontology annotation, molecular function: zinc ion binding; DNA binding; DNA-binding transcription factor activity, RNA polymerase II-specific.
AUGAACGUUGCCGUCACUCUCUCUCCGCCUAACACACUUCAUGCCCGCGGCCAUGUGAGGUCCAUGUCGGAUGCUGGCUUCGACUCGCCCCGUGCUGCCUCGGUCGCUUCCGUUGCCACGCCGCAGGACCGUCGCCCUAAGAAGUCGUCGUCGACCUGCGCGACAUGCCGCCAUCGCAAGGUCCGAUGCAACGGCGUCCGCCCCAUGUGCUCCAAUUGCCAGCGGCUCGGCUUUCCCUGCUCCUACGACGAGGCCGACGCUGAUGCCUGGCAUGUCGCCCUUCCGCGCCGCCGCGUCAAGCAGGCUUGUCUCACCUGCCACAGUCGCAAGGCCAGAUGCUCCGGCCAUUUGCCCAGCUGCGAACGCUGUUCUUCGCUCGGCCUGGACUGUGUCUAUCGUCCUACCAAGCGCAUCAAGACGUCGUCCCGACCCCAGGGGAGCAUGAGAAGCCCGGCUGCUCGUUCCAUAGACAGUGACAGCCAUGAUGCCCACGACGACAGCGACCGAGCCAUGAGCGACCCGGCCAGCACACCCGCCUCUUACGGCCAUGACGGCCCUUCGCCUGACGAGUCCUUUGACUCCCUCAUUCGGCGCACCUUUGAAAAGUUCUUUCAUCAUAUUCAUCACAUUCCCGUGUUCUCCUUUUUGCAUCGUGCCUCUCUGAUGGAGCAGUACUAUGCUGGAAAAGUAGACAAGGCUCUCCUCCUCGCCCUCGUUGGCAUAACCUCGUGUCUUACCACCAUGGGCCCCGGCAUACGUGAAUAUGGUGACGGAUGCAUAGACGAGGCAGAGUCGCUCAUCUUUGCCGACUACACCAUCCCCUCUACAAUCAAAGUGCAAGCGCUAGUCCUCAUCAUUAAGCACCGUAUCCUAUGCAACAAGUUUCCCAGCGCCUUUAUGCUCUUCAGCAUAGCCUCCCGGUUCGCCGCCGCCCUCCGCCUCAAUCACCACAGCCCCAACCUCUGCUUCCUAGCGCAGGAGUCGCGCCGCCGUCUCAUGUGGUCCCUCUACUGCAUCGAUGCCGGGAUAUCGGGCGGUUUUGCCGAGUUUUCCCUCUGGCGCGCUGAUCGUAUAAAUGUUGGCCUGCCAUGCAACGAGCGUAACUUUGAGUUUGACCUCUCCAAGCCCACCGAGAAGCUUGUUCCGGACCCCGACGACCCGGAACAGCCCCGGUCCGAAGACAUCGGCAGUCUAGCCCUGCAUGUUCGAAUUCUACACAUCAGGCAAAAGAUUAUCGAGUUUACCAAGACUGCGCUUAUCGGCCGCAACAUCAAUGCUGUAGAGCUGCAGAGUCGGGUCCUCGGCCUGCACCAGGAGCUCGAGGAUUUUGCCUAUCGUAUGCCAGCCUCGUUUCAGUUUUCGGAAAACUCGAUGCGGCUGCGUGCAUACUCACCUCGCAUAUGUGUCUUCGUCAUGAUUCACAUAUGGUGGCGCCAGUGCUACUGCGAUCUCUACCGUCUAGCCAUGACCGGCUUUCGCGACGCCCUGCCGCUCGAGACGUUGGAGUCGUUGGACCAGAGUUUUCUCGAUCACUGUCAACGCCAAUGUGUGGAGCACUCGGUCGCCAUGGCCGACAUCUUCAAGUGCAUGGAAAAGCUGCAUGCUCGGCCCAUCGCCGAUUUGGAUCUUGCCAUAUGCGCUUUUCAGUGUGCCCGCACGUUGCACUAUGCCUACCGUCUCGACGCCGUCAAAUUUGGCCUCGUGACGGAAACGGUCCGCGAGCAGUCCAAAGCGUGCCUGAAGGUCAUCCAGCAGUGCUGCCGCGGACCAGCCGCCGCCGGUGUGCAGGCUGACCUCGAGCGCCUUAUCAACAGCGGCCUCGGCGCCGUCGAUACGUCGUCGCCCGUCCUCGAGGCACAAAGCAGCACCCAGGGGCGCACCGCGUAUCCUCAGCAUCCCGUCCUCAAGAAUAUCCGCGUCGGCGAGGAGCCGUCUGUGAUCCACACCCCCGCGCGUCUCAGCAACGGCUCGGGGACUCGGCCCGACGUUUACAACAGUACCUCCCCUGGCAUGGCUACGCUGUCGCCGACGAUGCUGCCUGAUGCGUGGAUGUCGACGCCACAAAAAGCGUUUGAGCCCAAUAUGGGCAGCAAUGGCGAGGGGAGUUCCGCCGUGCUAACGUCGACGGAGUUGAAUAAUGCGUAUGAAGACGCCCUCAAAGGCCUAAGUCUCGCCAACGGAUUGGACCAUGCCAUGGGCGUCAUGGACCUGAGCACCAUGUGGGCGCCGACCUCGGAAUGGAUGGCGCCAGAAUUUGCCAACGGCGCGGGCGUUUGA